AUGACGUUCUUCCGCACUGUACGGCUCGUCGUCGACGACGCCGAGUAUGAUUUUCCUCUGCCUGAGGUCGGGAUGAGCGAGUACGAGAUUCCAAGGCCAGGGAAGGACGGAAAGAUCGCUCGUCCGCCCAACCAGUGGAUUGUGUGGCGCUCCGCUUUCAUGAAGGCCUGCGUAUCGUACGGAAAGAUGCUCCCCGGUGGUCUAUGCACCCAUGCUCAUAGGAUCUGGGACGGUCUCCCCAAAGAGGAGAAGCUGCCCUGGGCCCUCGAAGCGAAGCGCAUCGCGGACGAGCACAAGCGUCUCUAUCCCGACUACAAGUUUCACCCCAUCCACGACCCCGCCAAGCGCAAGGCUCGGGCCCAGCAGAAGAAAGUCGCCGCUGCCGCGCAGCGAUCGACAUCGCCCGAAGACGAGAGCGAGAUGUACACGCCCACGCCGGACGGGGCUUCCUCGCAGCGCAGUCGGAUGCCCUCACCAGCUCAAUACACUUCGCCUUCCGGCUCUCACGUUACGUAUGGGCCUGGCUCUUUGUCCUCUGCUUCCAUCUACGCCGGCGGGCCGGCCAUCAGGCUUCCCAGUCCCCAAGGAGCGCACGGCCAGCAGCCGCGGGGCGUCAAGCAAGAGGCAAACCCAUCGACGGCGCGGGCUAUGCCCAGCCUCGCGCUAUCGCCGCACUGGUACAACACCCAGGGCGAAAUCAGCCUGCCUCCCCUCCGCCUCGAUCCCAGCGACCGCCGCGGGGCCAGCCACAAUCUCCCAUCGCUGCCGUCCUUUCUGACCUCCCCGGCUACUACCAACCAGCAGAGCAGCGACGACGACGACGACGACGAGAACAUGGCGCCAGUCGCCAAGGUGCGCCGCACUGCGACCACCUUCGAGGACUCGCGCCGGACAGCCACAAACAUCUGGCCGGCCACCGCCGCCAAGUGGCCAGCACAGCGUCAGCCCCGCGAAGCAGCGGUCGCCUCAUGUCCCGCCUCCGGGCAGAAGCGCGGACGAUGCCCGUCGUGGACCGCUUUGAGCAACUACCGCUAUAACAGGCGCGUCAGCCUCUGCGACAAGUAG
Messenger RNA from Schizophyllum commune H4-8, 1065 nucleotides. RefSeq lists its product as uncharacterized. Bases 1 to 1065 code for a protein of 354 amino acids. The record is from RefSeq and is a predicted model, not a curated record. The transcript is spliced from 3 exons. NCBI's taxonomy places the organism in Eukaryota, Fungi, Basidiomycota, Agaricomycetes, Agaricales, Schizophyllaceae.